CCAGUGACUUGGCAUUCUAUCCUUACAUCUCUUUCACUAGACUUGCCAACCUCGCAAUGCACUCUUUCGCUAAAUUUGUUACUUUGUUUCUUGCUGGGGCUGAUGCCGUUGCCCUGGGGUCUCCAUUUACUGCCACACCUAUUACCUCCUCAGUUAACACUGGAAGCCCAGCAAAUGUUUCUGCUGGAAAUUUUGAUGGGUGUGCUUCCUUAACAUCUGCUGGUUUCUCUGUAUCAUGCUCAACAGUGGCCGCUGCACCUUCGCACGCCUCAGGGUUCCCGAAGCCAGUCAGCCAUGCAAUAAAGCGCCCAGAUUGCUAUCUAGACAUCUCAGGAUCGUUCAUGGAGAGCAUUGAUCAGAACAGAUAUACCAAGAACCUUCCAGUGAAGCCGACGAAGUUACCCUGCUGGACCGUGGGUGCAACGAACUCAACGAAGCCCUGGUUUUCUACCGGAUCGUGGGGUAUUCCUUCCGGAACAGAAAGUAAGGUGCCUCCAGCAACGAUCCCACCUGAGACUUUGACAACUCUCAUCGAGGGAGAAGUUUUUUCAACCCCGAUUGUGCAGCCGUCUUCAAUUGUCGCAUAUACAAACCUGCCGAUUUCUACAACGGUCGGCGACAUUCCUUUUUUCACAGACAGUGAUGACUCCCCAGGGCCUACACUCACCGACGACCCUAUUACCGGCGUUCCUAUUGCUGGUCCAACAUCUGUCUCUGGCAUAUAUCCUCCCGUGAUAUCCAACCGAACUAUCAGCUUUUCAGGAACAGGGACAGGUAUAACCUCCCACUCCCACGUGUGGACUCCACUUGUAUCGACUGUGAUAAGAUACUAA
Lindgomyces ingoldianus is the source of this 833-nucleotide messenger RNA. RefSeq lists its product as uncharacterized. The transcript is spliced from 2 exons. The record is from RefSeq and is a predicted model, not a curated record. Bases 57 to 833 code for a protein of 258 amino acids. Lineage: Eukaryota; Fungi; Ascomycota; Dothideomycetes; Pleosporales; Lindgomycetaceae.